Lobosporangium transversale is the source of this 1424-nucleotide messenger RNA. RefSeq names its product C2 domain-containing protein. Lineage: Eukaryota; Fungi; Mortierellomycota; Mortierellomycetes; Mortierellales; Mortierellaceae. The transcript is spliced from 2 exons. Gene Ontology annotation, cellular component: extracellular region. Bases 252 to 1373 code for a protein of 373 amino acids. Gene Ontology annotation, biological process: carbohydrate metabolic process. Gene Ontology annotation, molecular function: hydrolase activity, hydrolyzing O-glycosyl compounds; carbohydrate binding. The record is from RefSeq and is a predicted model, not a curated record.
UUUGCUCUUCUUUGCCUGAGUACUGGACCGAAUGAUGUGCAUCAACGUUGUUCCUUCCUUGUCCUUUUAGAAAAUUGGGUAAUGUGUCUCUUUUUCGCAAGGACCUUGUCAAGUGACAAAAACUUCCAUGUAUAAAUACCCUCCAUCCAAACCCACUUUCCUUUUUCUUUCAACUUUUUUUUUUCUUCAAUCCCAAAACUACUUCCUUUCCUUCUUUACCAAUACUUUUUUUUCCCAUUUACUUCACAAACAUGUCUCAAGGUCCUACUUUGGUAAUUGUUGCCCACGGUGCUCAGAACUUGAAGGAUGUUGAGACCUUUGGCAAGCAAGACCCCUACUUGCAGUUCAGUCUCGACUUUAACAACCCAAAGUCAUUCCAAAAGACCUUUGUCCACAAGGAUGCUGGCAAGACCGCUACCUGGAACCAGACCUUUACCGUUUCUCUUGCUGGUGAGCCCGAGUUGUUCAUUGAGCUCAUGGAUGAAGAGACCACAGCCGAUGCAGUGAUUGCCUUUGCAGCGAUCCCCGUCAACCAAAUCGUUCAUGCCCCUGGUGCUACAAUGCAUGGCGUCUUUGAUCUCUUUACUCCCGAUGGCAAGCAGCAGGGCGAGGUCAACCUUACAUUGACUGCCCACAAUGUUCCCGGUCAAAACACCCAACCGGCCAUUCAGACCUCUACACCCGUCAAGGGCACCUCUCACAUCUCUGAACUCCACCACAAACGCAUCAAGUCCCUAAAGAACAGAGAAACCGCUGCCGAUGCUGGAGGUGCUGCCUUCGGAGGACUCUUGGCCGUAGGAGCCGGUCUCUUGGCCAACAAGCUUAUGGACGAUAAGAAAAAGGAGGAAGAGGCUCGCAAGGAGGCCGAGCGUCAAGCCCAAUUGGAGCAUAGCAAGUUUGAGAAUGAGAAGAAGCGUCUGGAAGAAGAGAGGGCCGCCUUCCAGCGUACACAGCUAGAGCAGCAGGCCCGUCUUGAGCAACAACAGCAACAGAUUCAUCAGCAGCAACAGCAACAGCAACAGCAACAGCAACAGCAUUCUCAGCACCAGUCCGAAUAUCAGCGUCAUGAACAGCAUCAGCAGCAUCAGCAGCAUCAGAGCAGCCAUCAGAGCAGCAGUGGACACCAUGGUGAUUAUAAGAAGAAGAAGCAUCACGGCGGUGACUCCUCUUCAUCAUCUGACUCUGAUUCAGACUCUUCUCACAAGAAGGACAAGAAGGACAAGAAGGGCAAGCACUGGCAGGCCUCCGGUCACUAUUACUCCCCUGGCGACAAGGUCAAGUAUGAUGGACGCAAGUACAUCUGCUUGCAGGGCCACAAUUCCCAGCCUGAUUGGACUCCCUCUGCCGCACACUCUCUCUGGCACUCUAAAUAAAUAAACUAGGGAAAGGAGAGUGGAAAGCUGAUGGGCCAGAGUUUUUUUUUU